Messenger RNA from Paramecium pentaurelia, 1607 nucleotides. NCBI's taxonomy places the organism in Eukaryota, Ciliophora, Oligohymenophorea, Peniculida, Parameciidae. The record is from the annotation of a GenBank genome assembly.
AAUGUUUGCUCUAUCCAAGACACUAUCACUUCAUCAUAUGAAUAAAUACUAUGUCUAGAUUUUGAAGGAUCUUUCAAUUGUCAAAUAAAUACCAGCUGGUUCGACUCUUCUUGUUGGUGGUUUUGGACUUUGUGGUAUUCCAGAAAAUAUCAUAAAUGCUCUUAAGGAAGUAGGGACAAAGAAUCUUACAGUGGUUAGUAACAAUUGUGGGACUAAUGAUGAAGGUCUUGGUAUAUUAUUGAAUAAUGGAUAAUUAAAGAGAGUUAUAGCAUCAUAUGCUGGAGAAAAUCAUAAUCUUGCUGAGUAAAUAUGUAGUAUUAUAGUAGGAAAUACUUUGAUGGUGAAUUGGAACUUGAAUUAAUUCCAUAAGGCACUUUAGCAGAAAAGUUAAGAUCUGCAGGUGCAGGUAUCCCAGCAUUUUAUACCAGAACAGGUGUAGAUACUGUUGUUGAGAAGGGAGGCAUUCCUAUCAAAUAUAAAAAUCAUUCAAAAGACUUUGAAGUAGAUAUUGCUUCUAAACCAAAACAUGUAAUUUGUGUUGUAAUCUAAUAAUAUAGGUUGAAUAUUUCAAAGGACAGAAAUAUUUAAGAGAAGAAGCCAUUUAUGGUGAUUAUGCCAUUAUUAAGGCUAGUGUUGCAGAUACAAAUGGAAAUCUCAGAUUUGUGGGAACUUCUAGAAACUUUAAUGAAGAUAUGGCCAAGGCUGCAAAGGUAGUGAUUGCUGAAGUUGAAUCUAUUGUACCUUUAGGUUCAUUUGGAUUUGAUCAUGUACAUGUAAAUGGCAUUUAUGUUGAUUAUCUUUAUUUGGGUAACAAUUAUAAAAAAUCGAUUGAGAGAUUAGUUUAUGAUGAAUCUGUUUAUAAAAGAAAUCCUGGUAUUAUAUUAAUAUUUAAUAUUUUUAUAGAAAAAUUCAAGAAAGCCAAGAAUUAAGGUUUGAGAAAUAGGAUAGCCAAAAGAGCUGCCCAUGAAUUCAAAGAUGGAAUGUAUGUUAAUUUGGGUAUAGGAAUUCCUACACUUAUACCUGCCUUCCUAGAUCCACAUAUUACUAUUCAUUUCCAUACAGAAAUAGGAGCUGUUGGUGUUGGCAAUUAUCCAUUAGAAGGAUAAGAAUUAGGAGAUUUAGUUAAUGCAGGAAAAGAAUCAAUUACUUUAAAUUAAGGUGCAUCUACUUUUUCAAGCAGUGAAUCAUUUGGUAUAGUAAGAGGAGGUCAUCUUGAUUUAACAGUUUUGGGAGCAAUGUAAAUUAAUAAAUAAGGUGAUAUUGCUAAUUGGGUUAUUCCAGGAAGAAUGGUAAAAGGAAUGGGAGGUGCAAUGGAUUUGGUUGCAUCUGGUUCUAAAGUCCUUGUUGUAAUGGAACAUACAGCUAAAGGAGAAAAGAAGUUUUUAAAAGAUAUUACUCUACCUGCAACUGGACUUGGAAGAGUUGAUUAAGUUAUUACUGGUAAAUGAUAUUUAUAUUUCUUUAGACAAAGCUGUUUUUGUUAAGAGAAAUGGUGAAUUAGUAUUGACUGAAAUAGCAGCUGAUACUGAUUUGGAAUGGGUUAGAGCAAACACAGGAUUUGAAUUGACUAUUGCUGAUGAUUUAAAGAAAUUUGAAAUUUGAUUAGU